Aricia agestis (brown argus) is the source of this 751-nucleotide messenger RNA. It is a transcript of the gene Llp1, whose product is annotated as lysozyme-like. NCBI's taxonomy places the organism in Eukaryota, Metazoa, Arthropoda, Insecta, Lepidoptera, Lycaenidae. The record is from RefSeq and is a predicted model, not a curated record. The transcript has 5 exons. The coding region runs from base 160 to 582 and encodes 140 amino acids.
GAAGAUGGCGGCCGAUGAUCUGUAACACAUCAAAAACUGUAUAAGGCGUAACUAAGCUGCACCGAUGCCACCGUCAUGGAAAAAUAUUGUUUGUAUGAGAUUGUGCUAAGCUGCACUACACAACAACAGAACUACAGCACACUGGUACCAUGAAUCACAAUGAGCCGGCUACUACUGGUAUGGGUGGCGCUGACGCUAAUCGACAGCUCACAGCAGCACGCGCGCGUCUUCAACCGCUGUCAACUGUCGCGCGAGCUGCUCCGCUACAACUUCCCGCGCGCGCAGAUCGCCAACUGGGUGUGCCUCAUCGAGCACGCGAGCGGCCGAACCACGGACAAAGUUACCAACCACAACAACGCGUACACAAGUUUCGGCCUGUUCCAGAUCAAUAACAAAGAGUGGUGCAAGAAGGGCAAACGAGGCGGCCACUGCAAUAUGAAAUGUGAAGACCUGUUAAACGAAGACUUGAACGAUGAUGUAAGGUGCGCCAAGAGAAUUUACGACCGGGUCGGAUUCAAGAACUGGCCAGCUUCGUUCGCCUACUGCAAAGACAAAAGCCUACCAGACCUGUCUAAAUGUUAAUUCCAGUCAAAAGCAGCAGCAAAGACUUUAAUCUCCCUACCUAAUAUAAAUAAUACCUACGAAAGAAGGAUAAAAAAGUAAUUUUUCUAGGUUUUGUACACAAAAAUGGAGUUAGACUAACUGACGUAUAGAAAGUUUUCUUCGUGGUAAAAAGCUUUGAUCGAAAGUA